AAAAACAAGAAGAAAGCUUGGGGAAGAAUUAAAGCAGCGAGACUGUGUAAUUUAUAUAUAUAUAUUUUUCACUCCGAUUUUUUGCAGUUGAAAGAUCUUAAUUAAUCAAAGAUGUCUAGAAGAUAUGAUAGUCGUACAACUAUCUUCUCUCCUGAAGGCCGUCUCUACCAGGUUGAGUAUGCAAUGGAGGCCAUUGGAAACGCAGGAUCUGCCAUUGGGAUCCUCUCAAAAGACGGAGUAGUCUUGGUUGGCGAGAAAAAAGUCACUUCAAAGCUCCUCCAAACCUCAACCUCAACUGAGAAAAUGUACAAGAUUGACGAUCAUGUAGCCGCUGCUGUAGCCGGUAUCAUGUCAGAUGCCAACAUCCUCAUCAACACAGCCCGUGUGCAAGCUCAACGCUACACUUUCUCAUACCAAGAACCAAUGCCCGUUGAGCAACUGGUUCAGUCCCUUUGUGACACUAAACAAGGCUACACCCAAUUUGGUGGUCUCCGUCCCUUUGGGGUCUCAUUUUUAUUUGCUGGGUGGGAUAAGAACUAUGGGUUCCAGCUUUACAUGAGUGACCCGAGUGGCAAUUACGGUGGCUGGAAGGCAGCUGCUAUUGGUGCAAACAAUCAAGCAGCCCAGUCGAUGCUAAAGCAGGACUACAAGGAUGAUAUCAGUAGAGAAGAGGCUGUGCAGUUGGCACUUAAAGUUCUUAGCAAGACAAUGGAUAGUACCAGUCUUACUUCUGAUAAACUUGAACUGGCUGAAGUUUUCUUGUCAUCCACAGGGAAGGUUAAGUACCAGGUUUGCACACCCGAUGCUCUGAGUAAGAUGUUGGUCAAAUAUGGUGUCACCCAGCCUGCUGCAGAAGCGUAGUUGAUUUGCUGUAUGGCUUAAUUCGACUUUGUAUUGUUGGUAAUAGACUUGCAUGUUUUGGAUGAUGUUUUUAAUUUGUAUGGUUGAAUCUUAAUUAUGUUACUCUGGUGGCAAAAACAUAUUGUUAAGUUCCUGUUUCGAUGUUUAAAAGUUUAAGCUUCCAA
Molecule: messenger RNA, 1025 nt
Organism: Erigeron canadensis
Lineage: Eukaryota; Viridiplantae; Streptophyta; Magnoliopsida; Asterales; Asteraceae
Product: proteasome subunit alpha type-4
Exons: 2
Coding region: 112-861 (249 amino acids)
Biological process (GO): ubiquitin-dependent protein catabolic process
Cellular component (GO): cytosol; proteasome core complex, alpha-subunit complex; nucleus
Source: RefSeq, a predicted model, not a curated record